AUGAAUCACUACCUCUUUCUUUGGCACUCUUGUGCCCUUCUUGCACUCUCAGGUGUUACAUUCAGCCAAUCACCUAGAAAUCCCUUAAUCUCUCUGCCAGCAGGUUCAUCCAACCAGACGAGUUUGGCAGGCUCAGAUGUCCAUGCGGGUGUAGCUAACACCUUCAACGUAGCUUUACACGACCCAACCGUAGCACUCGGCACGCCCGGGAUGGAAAUCGGAAUAAAUUGUCCGGCAGCAGUACGAUGGAAUGAAGAAUACGCGAGGAAUCUAACAAUUCAAGGACCAACAGAUGAUGAAAAAGAACAAGAAUGGAUUGUCUCUUACAUGGCCCAACAUCCCGACCAAACACUAUGGGAAUUAUUUACGAAAACACUGGGUGAAGACCUGCAGAAAUGGGUCAAUGGCCCUAACCCUGUCGAGAAAGCGGCAGACGGCGUUGUUCACUUUACGGCCGGUGUGAUCGAGCAAUUUAUAACCAUGAUUUGGGCCGCCUUCAAGUGGGUCGUCAAGUUUCCCUUUGAAUUCAAGAAGGAAUGGCAUCAGGUCAAAAGCCUGGGUGCCAAAUUGUGGGAUGGGACCAAGACAGCAGCACAUCUGUUUGCCCAAAGCCCAAUAAACGGACUCAAAACGGUCACUGGUGGAUUAUUUUUGCAUCUGUUAUUACAUCCAGAGGAAUUUACAGCAGUGUCAAUCCUGCUGGUUGGUGCUGGACUUCAAGUGAUUUAUUGGCUGAUGAUUGGAAUCGAGGCCCUAGCUGGGAGUUUACCACCAAACGUAGGGAAAGGAUCAAUGAGUGCUCUAUGGUUCCUUCAUUCAUUGGACGACCCACUUUUGAUCCUGACACCAAUUUUCACAAACACGGCUCAAGCGCUCCAGGCAGGAAAAGCCGGUAUAUUACUCGAUGUAGCAAGUAAAGAGAAUGGUGGAUUUACGUCUGACGAUGGAAGUAAAUCCGUCACCUUACCCGCCGCAACGGUAUUACCAGCCUCAAAGCAAUGUCCACUUUUGCCGCCGGAUCUAGGCGCGCCGCCCUUGACUUACGGCAAUCUAUGUCUCAGCCCAAACUCUAAUAAAGUUAGAGAAAUCAUCUUUGGCACACCAAAGCCUUCACACGAACUGACUCGUGAAGAACAAUUAGAGGCCUUUAACCACGUCCAAAAGUUCUGGUGUUGCUACGGGGACAGCAAAACGAAUUCAAUCCCCAUUCCGGAUGCUAUCUUGCAGGAUAUUCGUGUUAGAGAACACUGGGAAGGUAAAGCCUUUUGGAAAUCUGUUGACAUUGACUGCCAGAAAAUCUUUGAUGAAAACCCCAGACCUUCCAGUGGAAGAUUGACCAUCGAGUUGUGA
Molecule: messenger RNA, 1350 nt
Organism: Puccinia triticina
Lineage: Eukaryota; Fungi; Basidiomycota; Pucciniomycetes; Pucciniales; Pucciniaceae
Exons: 5
Coding region: 1-1350 (449 amino acids)
Source: RefSeq, a predicted model, not a curated record